CUGAGUUUUGAAAGUUAAUGGUCUGCUCUUACUACUCGGUCAUCUUUACAUUUACAUUAUUUAGCUGACUGAAUGCAUACAUUUCAUGGCAAUUAAGCACCAUUACAUUUCAUUAAGCACCAUGCUCCUACCAAAUGACCUACGUGAGGCAUUGAGGUUAUGGGAUUUCAUGUUCUGAUAUGUUUACAAUGGGCAAUACCUAUGCAUUGGCUAACCCUAACUCCAAAUUACUCCACAAUUUUAUGUCUAAUGUACUGUACUGCUUGAAAGUAUGAUUUUCAUGAAGACUGGUGGUUUGUUUCACUCAAAAGACGUAGGCCUACUUUGACUUGAGAUUUAUCUUUUACUGAAAUAAAUCCAAACUUGUGGACAAAUAUUGUAGCAUGCAUACCUACGACUCAUCCAUCCAACACCAUCAGAACACAACACAACGACGGGGUUCCAGUCACAACGCGCGGUCACGACACAACGGGUUUCCACCACAGGGCCAGGGCAGGAAUUGAUUGGACCAUAACGAUGUCUGCGUAUAGGAAGGCGGGUGUAAGAAUAAGUGUUCCAGUGUUCUCUUUUUCUUAGAUGCUGGUUCAGUUUGAAGUCGUUUGACAAUAGAACCAGUUCAUCAGCGACAAAUUACUGGUAGCUUAUUUAAUUUGACUGUCGACAACACCACCAGACCUACUUCAAAGCUGAACCGACGUAUAAAUGUUCGCUGGCCUUUUUUAUGGGAACAAUUACAUCCUGAAUUGAACAAUAAUGUGCUUUUUCUUUGGAUCUACGCUAUUUAUGUCUAUUUUUACCUGAGUAUCAAACAAUCAGCUGCUUUAAAAACAACCGUAACUGCGGACAGGAGUACGGGAGCUGUUAUAACUGUUGAUAAACAGGGAAUCCUUACUCAUCCAGAACCACCUCAUGUGCCUUAAUGCACCCGUUUCAGUGGUGUAACGGGUGCUUCUGUGGUCUGGGCCUGGUCUACUUCAACAAGUCGUGCACCAUGCCUCCCAUCACCUUCCAGGACGUGCCCCUGAACAUCUACAUGGUUAUCUUUGGAACAGGCAUUUUUGUCUUCAUCCUCAGUCUCAUCUUCUGCUGCUACUUUUUCAGUAAACUAAGACAUCAGGCCCUGACUGAGAGAUUUGGCUACAGAGAUGUUGUUUUAAAUGGGGAUCCUAAGAAGUUGAAUCUGCAUGGGCAGACGUGUGCUGUUUGCUUGGAAGACUUCAAAUUCAAAGAUGAGCUGGGAGUGUUGCCAUGCCAACAUGCCUUUCACAGGAAGUGUCUGGUGAAGUGGCUGGAGGUGCGCUGUGUGUGCCCAAUGUGUAACAAACCCAUUGUAGGACCCCUAGAACAACGCCACAGCAUAGGCAUACUACUGAGCGAACUGGUGUAACCAUAGUGUCUGGCAUGAAAGGGCCCUGCUAAGCCAGUAGAACUCUGCAACCAACCGGGACCCUUAUCAGGUUUAACCUACCAACCAACAGAAAGUGGACAACGUAAUCUGGUGCGUCUUAGAUGCCAAAUCUAUGAACCGUUCUGGACAACAACUGGAAUACUUCAAUAACUUUGUUGGCCGACACGUUUCAGAGCAAAGCUCCUCUGUUUUAAAGCCACCCACAGAUGACUGUGAAAUGGUGUAACCUAGUUACUACCUUCAAAAGCAGCCGUUCCUUAGCAACAAACACAGAAUUGCAGACGCAUGUUAACACCGCACUCUGACAGACUGUCACAAUACCCACACAUCACUGGCUUUCUCUUUCCCUUACCUUUCUAAUCUCCCUUAACCCCCUCUCUGUCCUUGUCAUUCAGGAACUCUACCUGACUUUAUUCCAGGCUUCUUGUCUGCUUCUCUCUCUGCUACUCUUUCCCACCACAUAUUUUCUUCUUUCUCUCUCUCUUCCACUCUUUCUCACCAUCUUUCUCUUACUGCCACAGAGGUGCUUGCUAGUUCCAAAGUCCACAAGACCAAAAACGAGCAGACAAUUCAAGUUUGGAAAGUGACUGAGCAGGUGGUGUACAGCAGUAUGUGAAGAUCUAUCAGAAUGAUGGGGUUGAAAGAAAACUCCUGAAUGUUCUAUAGGCAUGCGUCUGUUCUGUUUGUGUUCUAUGUUGCACUGAGGAUUCCAUUUGGAUUUGUCACUAGGUAUAUUUCUUGUUUUGUGGUCUGAUUUGUAUAUUUUGUAUGUGGAUCAAAGGAAUGUGAAUAAUGUCCAUCACCCCUUCAUCACUGAGUUGUUCUUGUGCAAAACAUGUCAUUAUUUGUGAAAAUUUAUAUUUUUCAAUAACACUCUGACAAGUGUUCUGUGAACGUAUUGCCAUUUGACAGUACUGCAAGUAUAGGUGAAGACUGUUCUCAACAGCAUUUGUGGAGCCCCAGUAAUUGGUAAAUGAAGCUCACAUUUCAUAAACUUGCCAGACACAUGAAGACUCAAUUAAGUGUUUAAUUGUUUUUUGUGGUAUGUCUCAAGAACUACCCAAUCUGAUGAAAUUCAGUAUAUUGGUGAUUUUGAAAUGGGCUCUUAAAAAAAAGUUCAUUAACAGAAAAACAUCUAAUUUUACCAAGAGCCAUAAACUGCCUUUGACUGUGAUUCUCUCAAGCUAAUAUCAACAUUGCUAUUGUUUGUUUAUUAACUAUUUUAUAUACAGUAUUAUUGUUUUUUUGAGUUGUUGGGAACAAGUAAGUGCAGAUGAGGUGGACAGAGGUGUGAUAUGUAAUUGUAAAUAUAGAUAUUGAAUUAUAUAUGUGUACAUUGUGGUGGCACUGAUAGAAUGUAAAUUGCAUUAGUUGUUAAAGAUAAGUUGGUGGAUAUGGAUAUCCACAAAACCACAAAGACAGAUUCGAAUCAUUUGAGAUGAGGUAUGAUGUUCAUCACGCUCACCUACCAUUUCUUUCUCGUGGCACUAUAAUUUAUCGUUUUAUCUCUGCAUCAGUAAACUGCUCCUGGAUUCGUCCGAACAGGCUAUGUUUUUCCACUCCUCAUUUGCCCAGUGUCGGCGAUUACAUGCCCACUCCAGCCGCUUAUUAUUUUUCUUGCUGAUAGUAACUCUGUGUGGUCAUCUACUUCAAAUGCCAUUCCGUGACAAAAAAACUAUGCGUUUUGCAUUCAGUCUGCAUGCCCCUGUUGGACUGUUCGGUUAUUUACCUGUUUGUGACCCUGUUAGCUUGCACGAUUCUUUUCCAUUCUCCUUCAACAUUUCUCAUAAACAAGCUGUUUCUCCCCCGCCUGACUGCCGUUGACUGGAUGUUUGUUAGUUUGCUAGCGAUCGUACUAUGCUCAAUGGCCACAUGACUGUUUAUACAAACAAUCAAUUUUCAUGAACGGGGGUGGUGUAAAACCUGUUUGCUGAGUGUAUAUCAAGAUUGUAAUAAUAAAAAUAAUAGUCAAUACCCCUGUAUUAAGCACAAAAACACAUCUAUAGAUCACUAGUCUAUAUAUUAGGAAUGGACCAAAACAAUUUGUUUAUUUUAUAUGGGUGUUAUGUUGCUGUGACAAUGAAGUACAACACAGUCUUGACCAGGGAAUUAUAAACCAAGUAGACUUGCUUCUGGAUGCUGUUUGGCUGAAAGAGCAUUUUAAUAGUGUAUAUUAGACAAUAUACCACCCACAAGGUGCCUUAUAACUAUUUUAAACUGAUUACCAACAUAAAUAGAACAGUAAUUAAGUAUUUUGCAUCCUACCUGUGGUAUAUUGUCUAAGACACACAUUAAAUAUUUUGCAUCAAACAGAAUAGCUAGGACUGCUGCUGUCGUUUUUAUCAAACUGUUCAAUGCACCUAACUUUAAUUCCGGCCCUGAAAAACAACAGUGCCGGCUCAGACAGUACCGUGGUUUCCCCUAAUAUGGAUUCCAUCUUACAGAACCUUUUAGAAGAACCAAUUACAGAACAUUUUAGAAGCUGGCCAUGUUUGUUGAUGAUCAGCCACACUCCAGGUUUUUUCAUCAGACGGUGUACAUACAUAAGAAUAAAUGAAGGGUUUAUGACUA
This is a messenger RNA of Esox lucius (northern pike), 3979 nucleotides long. Its product is annotated as RING finger protein 122. The record is from RefSeq and is a predicted model, not a curated record. The transcript has 5 exons. Bases 920 to 1387 code for a protein of 155 amino acids. Gene Ontology annotation, cellular component: nucleoplasm; vacuole. Lineage: Eukaryota; Metazoa; Chordata; Actinopteri; Esociformes; Esocidae. Gene Ontology annotation, molecular function: gamma-glutamyl-peptidase activity. Gene Ontology annotation, biological process: tetrahydrofolylpolyglutamate metabolic process.